AUGAAAUUUACAGAAGAACAUACAAAAAGAUUAAUAUCUUUAAGAAAGAACGCAGAUUAUUUAAAAAAGUUUGCAAAGCAUAAAGGCAAUUCAUAUGAACUUAAUAAGUUGUGGUAUGAAAUUGCUAAUGAACUCGGUACUGAAUUUUCUUCAUCAGAUGUAAAGUCAAAGUUUAAUAAUCUUUUGAAGGUUUAUAUAGAAAAGAAAAAGCAAGCUUCUAAGAGUGGUGAAGGUAGAGUUAAAUGGAAGUUCUUCGAAUAUUUUAACUCUUCAAUUCUAGAAGAAUCAGUAAAAUUGAUUUCUGAUUCAUGUAAAGAGUCAACUAAAGAAAGUUUAAAAAUGAUUUUUUAG
Molecule: messenger RNA, 351 nt
Organism: Hepatospora eriocheir
Lineage: Eukaryota; Fungi; Microsporidia; Hepatosporidae
Source: the annotation of a GenBank genome assembly